Molecule: messenger RNA, 2274 nt
Organism: Anopheles coluzzii
Lineage: Eukaryota; Metazoa; Arthropoda; Insecta; Diptera; Culicidae
Product: probable splicing factor, arginine/serine-rich 7
Exons: 2
Coding region: 188-1900 (570 amino acids)
Cellular component (GO): nucleoplasm
Molecular function (GO): RNA binding
Source: RefSeq, a predicted model, not a curated record
CUUUGCACACACGCACGAUGGAGCUGUCCGCUCUCGACGCAGGUGACCAUCACUACACAGCUUGUCAGAAAAUUUUCACGUUUGGGAAGAGUCCGGAAUCCACAAAAAUACUUAUUUUCUGCUGUUAAUCUUCCAUAAAGUCGGUACGAAAGAGCGCGUCCUAGCGACGCGGUUUCGUUCGACCGUAAUGGCCGGCGGCUCAGGUACGAAGGUGGUGCAAAUCACCAACAUUGCCCCGCAGGCCACCAAGGAUCAGAUGCAAACGUUCCUCGGGACGGUGGGGAAAAUUGACGAGAUUCGCCUCUACCCGACCAUACGGGAUGUGUCCUGCCCGGUGGUGUCGCGCAUCUGCUACGUGAAGUACUUCGAGAGCAGCUGCGUAGCGGUCGCCCAGCACCUAACCAACACGGUGUUCAUCGAUCGGGCCGUCAUCGUGAUUCCGGUCGCGAACGGCGUCAUUCCCGACGAGUACAAGGCGCUCGAGAUGGCCGCCAACGGGACGCUCGUGCCGGGGCUGCACAGCUUCAACGUGCCGUCCAAGCUGCCGCCGGAGGUGGUGAACCGCAUCGACGGCAUGAUACCGAACCAGGUGGUAAAGACGAUCGACCCGAAGCUGGAAGAGAACGGACUGCCCGAGUAUCCGCCGCUGCCAGUGAACUUCGACGCGAAAAAGAUCGAGGAAACGCGCCGCACCAUACUCAUUCUGGACGUGCGCUCGGACUGGCGGCUGGAGGAGCUGAUGGACCACUUCAAGCCGGCGGGCGAGAUCAAGUACGCCCGGUACGCGGAGAACGAGCGCAGCAAGCUGGCGCUGCUCGAGUUUUGCGACCAGCGCAACAUCAUCAACGCGCUCAAGAUGCACGGCACCGAGUUCCGGGGCUACCGGCUGAAUGUGCACCAUUCGACGCAGCCGAUCGUGAAGCCGGAGGCGAAGAGCAACGAGGCGGCCCAGAAGGAAAUCGAGGAAGCGAUGACGAUCGUGAAGGAGGCCCAUCACCAGAUAUCGAGCAUGGACCCGGUGGUCGCCAUAUACCCGAAGGACAAGAGUGCCAGCCGGCGCCGGUCCCGUUCGCGGUCCCGCUCGAAGGAACGCCGCACCCGGUCCCGUUCGCGCAAACGCUCCAAGUCGCGCAGCAAACGGUCCCGGUCGCGGAAGCGCUCCCGCAGCCGCUCGAAGCGUUCCCGCUCCCGGCGGUCCCCGUCGCGGAGCAAGCGCUCGCGCUCGAAGUCGAAACGUUCGCCCUCGCGCAGCAAGCGAUCGCGGUCGCGCUCGAAGCGUUCGCGCUCCCGGGACCGCCGCAAACGUUCCCGCUCCCGCCGCCGCAGCCGCACGCGUUCGCGCGAGCGUACGUCGCGCAUUCGUCGGUCGCGUUCGCGCUCGAAGAAGCGGUCCCGUUCGCGUGAGCGUCGCGAUCGUAGCCGCGACCGCAAGAAGUCCCAUCGCAACAAGGAGGAACGGCGCCGCCGCUCGCGUUCCCGUUCGGCGAGCGCCAAGCGUUCGACGUCCCGGAGUCGGGCAAGUCGUACCAAGGAGGUGGUCACGAAAUCAUCGUCCAAGCGUCGCAGCCGCACCCCGUCGGACAAGAGGUUGAAAAAGAUCCUGGAAGAAACGGUCAGCCGCGAUUACGACGCGGAGGAGCGCAUGGAUGCAGGUGGAAGCGUGGUCGGUGUGGAGGAUGAUGCGGGCAGCACCGGCAAGCAGUCGGUCUCGUCGCCAACCCAAGCUUCCGGUACAGGCGGCGGAGGCGGUGAUGGUGGCGGUGGUUCCAGCUCCUCCUCGUCGUCGUCUUCUUCCGGUGGCGCAGUCGCGGCACCGGUCGCUCCAACGACACCGCGGGAGAAAACCGCCAGCCCGACAACGGAGAAAUCCGACAACAUGGACAUUUCCAACUCUCCGUAAUGGGACACGGUUCAUUUAGGUGCAGGGACGGGCAUCCACGGUACGCCAAGAAUAUGCGAGAGCUGGAUGUACGUUGUCGUGCCGAGGGCAAUUUACAUUUACGUUUUUUAUAUUUUUUAAAACCAUCCAACAAUGAUACACUGCUCCAGCAACGCGCGAGAACACUUUCGAUCGGUGUUGCGUAUUCUAUCCUUUCUCUUACUACUUUCCUUUCCUAUGACUGUGUCCGCCGACAUAUUGUGCAUUGUGUUUGUCCAGGAUUAGUUUAUUGUAUUAGUACCGAUGUACCGCAGCUUUCGUGAGGUGACAUCAUACGUACGAUUUGUCAAAUAUUUUCAAAUAAAUCUCUCUUGAGUCUAAUGAUCCUAACAUAA